This is a messenger RNA of Anisakis simplex (herring worm), 420 nucleotides long. The record is from the annotation of a GenBank genome assembly. Lineage: Eukaryota; Metazoa; Nematoda; Chromadorea; Rhabditida; Anisakidae.
AUGCCUGGAUGUUCACCACAAUGUAUCCAGAAUCAUCCGGGUAGUAUCGUACCAAUUCCACAACCCUUACCUAGACCGCAACAAUGCAUUCCUGGUUGCAUGCCUGCAUGCUCUCCACAGUGCAUACAACAAAACUGCGGCGGCCCAUCCUGCCACCCAAAUUGUCCAUCGCCUUGUCCGGGCCCAUCACCAGUCCCCGUUAUUCCACCAACACCAGUGAUUCCUCCCAGUCCAGUCUAUCCACCAGUGCCCGUGAUUCCACCUCAAUGCACCUCCAGAUGUAUGCCAUACUGCCAGCCCAACUGUCUGCAACAGGCUUGUCCUACUGCAUGUCAACCGAUGUGUUCAUCGCAAUGCAUCCAGCAGCAACGUGAACAAAUCAUUGUUGUUCCACAUCCAAAUACAAAUCAAUUACAGUGA